UCAGUAGCAGAUUAGCAGCCUCUGCCGUGCAGCUCCUUCGCAGAAGCCUGACGGCGGCUGCUGGGCACCUCGGCACCGUGCUGCGCCACGUCUGGGAGCGGAUCAGUUCCAAGGAGUCCAAGGAGGCCAUCCUGGGCUGCGUCCUGUGCAUUCUGAACAUGCACAAGAAGGUGGACAACUAAAUUCGAGAAGAACGAGUAUAGCUUGGACUUUUUAAUUUGUGAUUUAGAACGAACCAUGUCGGAGAGCAUUGCCAGGAAAAUCCAGCCGUUCACCAUCGGGACCAAACUCUCGGCGCCGGCCGUGCCAAAGUGCUCGGACUUUCCCGAUGGUUUUCUUCCGAAUCAGACAUUCUCAGAUAACUGCAAACUGAGGCACCUGAACGAACAGGUGUCUCUUUAUCUUGGCCGCGACAGGCACUGCGGACCUGCGGCGAAGCAUCGGCGUGAAGAGAUGUCCGACGACCACCUGAACCGAAACACAGUCUCCCCACCGAACACUGCAUCCAGGUCCAUUCGUAAGAUCACCAUCUCCAGCCGAAUGGAGGCUGCGAAAGACAGACUGACUCCAGGGAUGGAGCUGAAGAAAAUAAGAGCAAACUCUGAGAAUAUUAAUAACAAUAACAACAUCACAUCCGUCAACACGCAGCUGCCUAAAAUAGUGGGUGUCAGCUAUGAGAAUAAACCCAGCUCACAGUUCAAGGUGUUGCUGUGUAAAGAUGGUGAAAAGCAGUGCAGUGGUGACCAAGAGAAAUUCGCUUCUUCUCCACAGGAUGUGGUGGACAGUCUGUCCUGCGAGCAUAAGGAUGUGUGCUUGGUUUCAAAAGUCUCAUCGGUGCAAAAUGAGCACAGUUUUACCCAUCAAAACGCCAUCUUCAAUAAAGAGAUCACUCAGGCAGAGACAUGGAUCCGAGUGAAGCUGCGAGACCUGAGGGACGCCAGUAACGUCCAUAGAUGUCCUCUGACCGACUGGGAGGAACUUUGUCAAACCCUCCAGAGAGAUUUGAGGGACUUUGAGAACACCGUCAUACAACUCAACCAGGUUAGCACAAACCGUCUUCAUCAGGAGAGUAAAAGAUUGAUGAAUCCUCGUCAGGUUUCAACAGGUCCCUCGGCCAAAAUCAACAAAAGAACUUUGAGGAGACCUGCAGAGCCUCGGAAAGCUUUUUGUGAGACGUCCAAAAUCACACAAAAUAUCAACUUUUAUACGUGUCAGCAGGAGCAGGAACAAUCGCUGGCCAACAUCCUUGGGGAAAACACUGACAAGAUGCAGCUUACCAGGAAGAUACUGGAUUUGAAACAGGAUGAGCAGCUAUAUCAUAAUCUUCAUGAGGAGAUCAAUCAUAUGACCCUCAGACUGGAAAAACAGGGGAAGACUGAAGGAAAGACCAUCUCAACCCGCAGGAAACACAUCAACAAAAUGUGGCUGAAGGCUCAGUCGCACUUAAAGGAAUAUCACGAGAAUCUUCAGCUUGCCCUCGAAGUCUCGUCCUUCUACCAGCAGGCCGAUAACAUUGUCUGUUCCAUCAGCAACAUGAGAAAAGGCCUCUCAGCAAGCAACGGAGUGGAAAACGCCAGAGACGGGGAAAUUCGGGACAUUGCCAGUCAAAUCAUGGUGCGCGAUCCAAAAUUCACAUCCCAUUAUAGUCACACGAGGAGCCGUGCUGUGAAACACGCUGACCCUAAACGCGUUAGUUCACGGUCCAGCUCCAUAAAGACUGGAUUUUUUUUCCCGAUCAGGAACGAAAAGGCAGCUCAGCUCCCCUCCACCUCCUCGUUAACCAGGGACAGCAGUGACCCUGAAACCCCGAGCCAAGAGUCGCCCGGCAGCGUGGGAACAGACCCACACAGGAUUAUGGGAAAGGAGGUUAAAGAGGAACAAAAUCGUCUGAAGGGGUUUACGGCCGGGAGAGACGCCGAGCGCUGCGGGAAGCCCUCAGACAGCCGGGAUGCAGGAGAGAUGGCAGCCCUCAAACUCCACACGGCCGCUGAAAGCGGGAACGUGCCGAGGCCCGAGUCCAGCGGCCACACACUGCUCCACACGCAACUCCAGAAGUUCACCGUUUCUGCAGACAAGACUCUCUCCUGGCUCAAAGACAGCGUUGCGAUGGCCACUCAGAUCUGCAGUUUGGCCGGAACGAACGGUUUUGAAGCAGCCAAGAGGCGUCAGGCCUCACUGGAACAGGAUAUCCUGUCCAACAGAGCCAGGAUAGAGCUGGUCAAGAAGGAGGGUUACAGUCUGGUGAGGGCUCAGCAUCCGGGCAGCAUCAAGAUCCAGGAGUUUCUGAGUCAGCUGGAGGUUCUGUGGGACGAGCUGAAGAGAAGGCAUGAGAGGAACGGUCUGGUCCUGAAGAUCUCAGAGGAGCUCAACUAUAGGGUGGUGCGGAUGCUGCAGUCUCUGGCCAGUCUGGAGGCGUGGUUGGAGGCGGUGGAGCUGUCCAUCAGGCAGACAUCUCUGGCUGGAGACCCCGAGUCCGUGAGCGUGGUGGAGCAAGAGAGCUGCCAGCUGGAGCAGGAGCUGGAGGCCAGACGUCUGGAGCUGCAGAACCUCAGACAGGAAGUAGAUCAUCUGAGCAGUCAAAGACAUCUUCACACUCCGCUGCUUCCUGCACGCCUGAAGGACGUGGAAAUGAAGUUCAGCAGUGUGCAGAUGGCGCUGACCCAGCAGAGCUCAGAGCUGAAGGACACGCGGAUGCUCACGGAGUUCCUGGAGAAGCUGGAGCUCGAGGAAAGUCACUACAGCACCCUGGGACAGCCGCUGUGCAGUGAGCUUGACUCUGGACCGUCUCUUCUGGGCUUGCCGGUGAGCAGACAUGACGAGCCCCUGAUGCAAGCCAUUGGGAACCCUGUGAAGGAGCUCAGAGAAGCAGUGGAGAUGCUCAAUGACACGGCGCGGGAGAGGGGCCGCUCGCAGUCACAUGACCAGAGCAUCCAGGAGCUCCUCACCAGGCAUGCCAUGGUGUCAGCGCACGUGGAGCAGUGUCUGCAGCGCUGUGCGGAGCUCGCCGUAGAUGUGCUGGAGAUUGAAAGUGAGAUGGCUGUGAGAUGUGAGCCGGAUCGCUGUGGUCUGGAUGACCUGCAGGAGUACCAGGACCAGCUGGAGGCUGAAUACGGGGUCUUGAAGGAGGAGGUGGAGGCCAUGGCGAGUCUGGCGAGCUGUUUGUCAGACGUGUGUCCGGAGAGGAUGAACGCUGUAGGGACUGAGAUUCAGACCAGCCUGAACGCCUGGGACGAGCUCGGCAAAAGUGUGGCCGAAAACAAGAAGAGACUCCUGCAGUUUGGACACCUGCGCCAUUUCUUUAGGAACUACCUGGCAAUGAUCUCUUGGACAGAAGACACCCGCUCCUGCAUUUUCUCAGAAAGCGCUCUGCGUCAAAGCCGAGAGAACCAGGAGCCUCUGGUUGAGGUUCUGGAUCGGCAGAUAGAGCAGAAGUUCGAGGAGUUUGAUCAGCUCGCCGUGGCUGGAAAAAACCUCUUUGAUGACGAGCAUCACCUCAACACAAUGAUCAGAGAGAGGAUGGAGGAGCUGAGGAGCAUGCUGGGAUGGAUCCUGGUUCACUGGAGGGCUCAGAAGGAUCAGCUGUUGAGCAGACAGAAGGCUGAAGAAGCUCAAACAGACGCUAUUUACUCCGAGGCCAUGGCCUGCAGCCCACAAACACAGGUGGAAACCUCACCCGAGGUCUCUCAGAAGACAACAGAAAGCCUCACAAGCGCUCCCCCUGGUGACACGGAGGAUGGUUUGCAGCACAGUUAUGGAUAUGAGGUGAUGCAAAGUGUCAGUUCUAAAGGAAGCGAUGACAGCAGUCAUUUACAGAGGCCGGAUUCACCGUACCUGGUGCUAAAGGAACCCAGUCCCUCAGCUUUAGGAGCCACCGUCAACCUCAUCCUCAGCUUCAGUAACUCUGGAGACACACAAAUCCAGGUACAGGCGCCUGGCAGGGAAGGUGGUGUGCCGGUGCCCGAACCUGUGCACAGGCCUGCUGAGUCUCACUCUUCUGCCUGUAAAGGCUUUUGGAAGCGCUGCCAGGGGCUUUUUGGUAGUUUAAAGCGAAAGACAAAGAUUUAUCGACACAGUGCAGAAGAGGUAAGUACUUACUUGCAUGUUACGGAAAACAACACGGCAGUGUAUGAGAGUAUGGCGCUUCCCCAAGACAAAGCUCCAAGGCCCUCCUCCUCCUCUCCCAGGACCUCCCUGUAUGCUCUCUCCUCUCCUUGCACCUCCCCAUACUCCUCGUCCUCCAUCGAAGACACACUUCAGCAGGCCAACAACCUGCUGCCAAAGAAUGGCAACAUCUCAAUCUUUAGCAGCCUGAAGAGGAAGGGCAAGAAGGCCAAGAAGAAGAAAGAUGACCGUAGACACACCAUUCAGAAGAUCAUGGGAGAGGAUCUGUCAGAGGAGGCUGAUUUGCCACCUGUACGUGAACCGGUGACAUACGAUACACAUACUUGGCCCCUGAAGGAAAGGAAGAAGCGGAAAAAUGCAAGGAAACCAAACAGCGAUGGGACUCAGGUCUUGGACUACAUAAAGAACCCUUUAGUGAAAGACAUAGAUGCAGAAUGUUCUGGAGAGGUUGGAUCUCCAGUUCACAGCACCUUAGAGGUUGCCACCCAAGGACAUGUGAAGAACCACUGCAGAUUUCUGUCCUUGGGCUCUGUGUUAAGCUUCGACCUGCCCAAGGAUAUGAGCCUUAUCCCUAGUAUUCAAGAUGUCAUUACAAUUGGCCCUCCUGAGCAAAAGAAGACAGACUCUCAUCACCAGGACUCUCAGGUUGAUCGUUUGACAGCUCUGAGCACCUUUAAAACGGUCCGCUCUCGUCCAAUGCAAAAAGAAGAGCGCAAACAAAUUUCUCCAGGUGAAGUAACCCUUAAGAUUGAUUGUAAAGACUCCAAAAAGAUCAGCAUUGACAAGGUUUCAUUUACUGAAGAUGAAUAUCCUCCUCCACCUUCUCCAGUUGUUGAAGACAUCUCAUUUGAGGAGAAUCAUCCCUCAUCACUCAGUGAUCUGACCAAUAUUCAACAGAAACAUCUGUCUGGGAUCAGUAUAGUACCCAAAGAAGAGGAAGUUAGUUGGAACGCAAAUGCAACUCAACUUGAGAAUCCCUAUGUAAGUCCUCCAGAAGAUGCAAUCCAGGGUAUAGCCAACCACUGCUCAACUAUGGCAGAGAUUCAUGUAUGUCCUAGCGUCCAUACCUUGGUUCACAAUCUUAAUGGACACAUGUUCCAUAGGCCAGCAAAGAACUCCAGCACUCAACAGUUAAGUCCCAGCCAUGCAUCUCAUGUAGUGUUGAACUUCAGAGCCAAUGGAAGAGAGGACUCAGUGGACUCUGGUCACUCCAGCUCUGGAAGCUUCAAGUUAUGUGCUGAGGGUCCACACGUAGACUCCUCAGACUGUCCAGUGCCCAAGAAAACCAUUGGGAAGGUACCAUCCCUGGAUGCAGGAGUGUCCAACAAGAACUUUGAGUUCUCCAAGGACAAGAGCAUUACCUUAUCUAUCGACAUUGAUGAUCCAGUUCAUCCUGACCAUCAACAGUUUGAACAGGAAGAGGAGGAGCUGGAGGACAUCUGGAACCACACCAACAGCUACAGAGAGAGUCUAAACUCUGACAUCAUGUAUAAUGGCUACCAGGCCACCUCUUCUCUAGACCAGCACAGGGAACCCUCACCCAAAGAACAAGCAGUGCUCUUCAGGAAGUUGGUCACAGCCUCUGCACCCAACCUUCUUGUGGCGGAGUUCAGACUGCCACCAUCUGUCCAGACUAUGGUGGGUUCUGGGAAGCAGCAGAACCCAAGGGAAGAAAGGCCAAUUCUGGAUAAAGGAGACAGAAGGUCUUGGGCUGCAUUCACUCAACAGGAACAGGUUUACAAACAAGUGGCUGUAAAUGAAACGGCUUCGGAUAUGGUGAAACUACCUGAAAUACAGGACCAGCAAAAGUAUAUCUACCAUUAUAGAGAGGAGGAGGAGGAGGAGGAGGAGGAGGAGGAGAAGGAAACAGGUUUUCUGAAGGACCAAUCCAUGAGCCACCUGUCUGUUCAUAUGGGAUUGGAUGGGACCAAUGACAAUGAUAUCCAAACUGGAAGACAAGAACUGGAACUGCCAUCUAUGGAAGGUACACUGGAGAGAAAACACAGACUACAACUGGGUGGAAAGAAGGCACCAUGCAGGGCGUGGAACUCCUAUCAUGCUGUGCUAUACAAACAAACUAUAUGUUUCUAUCAGGAUAGGAAAGAUACACUCAAGAGCUGUGUGACCAGCCUUCCUCUGAACCUAGUUGGAGCGGUGUGUGAACCGUCGUCAGAGUACACCAAAAAACCCAACUGCUUCUGCUUGAGAUUGCGGGAUGGAUCUGAGUAUCUCCUCAGUGCAUCGUCCCGAUUUAUGAUGAAGAAAUGGAUCCUUAGAAUCCAAGCACACACUGUGUCUAGUGAUUCUGUAGUGAACAGAUCAACAUGUCAUGGGUCUUCAGCUUCAGCGACGCUCCCUAGACAUUCUCUUGCUAUCACCGGCUGUCAGUGUGGAGAUAAAUGUCACUGCUCCAUGAGAAAUUAUGUCACCACCACCGUUUUAGCACAGAGUCAGCCCGCCUCAGGCCGAACCAAAGAGAUCAUAGUUCACACCAGUGACGCUCUGCAGAUCCACCAAAGGCAUCAGGAUCCGUUGCUCCCCUCGUUCUCAGAUGCGGGUCAUUGUGAGGAUGAGUUUGACUCUCAUGGUGAGUCUCUGAGCCAGAAACCGUCCUCUAUGUCCACCAUUCAGGGCUGGACCAGCGAAAAGAGACGCUCACACUCCUUUACCUCAGCCACAUAUCAGAGGAUCAAGCCUGUAGCGCCUCCUUCAGGCAAAGGCCAGGACAGCAGCUCCAGCUACUCAGUGACUCUGUUCAUCGGAGAUGGUGAGAUGCCGGCAAUCUGUAAAAGCACAGCGACAGCCUCACCAAACAGCGUCCGGCAGGAGCCCUUCUCCGAUCUGCCCAUGAGAAGCUACAUGAGCCUCCCGCGACCCCCCAACAAAUCCGUCUUCAGGAAGUUCUUUGGGAAAAAGGAGUGACGGACACUCUCUGUGACACUGCAGGUCAAAGACCCUGACUGACAUGUGCAGGACACAAGUUCAAAACAUUUUUCUUACAUUUAUUUAUGGAUAUCUGAUGGAGAACCAUUUGUGUAUACUUUUUUUGAAUGAGAUCUUGUAUGAUUGUGUUGCUGCAAGAUGUGUAAUGUUCACUCCUACAACUUCUCACGUCAUCAGCCGAUUAUGGAUGGUUUAGUCAAAAAUGAAAAUCAUUUCAUCAUUUACUCACCUUCGUGUUGUUCCAAACCCAUAUGACUCUUUCUUUAAUGAAACAUUGUGCAUUUUGCUGCACUUUUAUCCAAAACAAAUUAGGAAGAAGAACAAAAGAAAUUUGAUCACUGAGCCAAUAUUCGUAAUUUGCAACACCAGCAGGUUUAUUAGACUAUUUAGAAGCAAGCUAGAGAAGAGGAGAAAUGCAGAGAAGAAAAAAGCUGAAAUAUUUAAAGUACAGUGACGUCUGCCAAGCUCAAAAACACACCACAGACGUAUUAGAACAAUAGUGCUUAUGACUCAUCCACUAUAUACCAAUUGCUCUGAAGUCAUAAAACAGCUUUGUGUGAGAAACGGACCCAUAUUUAAGUCGUUACUCUCUACCCAAACAUUUUAAUAUGAAGGUCCAAAAAUCAAACUUCAUUGAGGGCUGUGGGCCAAAAGUAAAUGCAUUAUACCCUAGCUAUAUUAUAUUGGUAUAUUAAAUUAAAUUACAUCAUAUAUUGGUCUAUUAAAUCCAACUAAAUUAUUUUUUAAAGAUUUUAUCUUUGGCAUUUUUCCACUUUUUAUUCGGACAGGACAGCCUUUAGACAGGAAGUGAAGUGGGAGAAAGAGAGGGGGCAGUGGCGGGAAAGGUCCGCAAGCUGGGACUCAAACUCGGGACGCCCGAAGCACAGUGGCGCUACACGUCAGCACGAUGCCCACGAGGCUAUUGGCACAGACUAAACCAACUAUAUUAU
This is a messenger RNA of Sinocyclocheilus grahami, 8015 nucleotides long. RefSeq lists its product as uncharacterized. The transcript has 32 exons. Gene Ontology annotation, molecular function: phospholipid binding; protein binding. The record is from RefSeq and is a predicted model, not a curated record. NCBI's taxonomy places the organism in Eukaryota, Metazoa, Chordata, Actinopteri, Cypriniformes, Cyprinidae. Bases 238 to 7044 code for a protein of 2268 amino acids.